UUGCAAAAUACCAGUGGGUUGGCACAUUUUUAGAAGCUGCAUUUCCACGGUUUGUAAACCAGUUUCAGGAGAUUGCUGUGUUUUACUUCAGUGUUAUUACGUGAGCUCAGGUAGAGAGUGAUUGGCUGGAGUCAGAGUCAGUGAGGAAGUUACACCAUCCGUCCCGGGCCGCGGAAAGCCGGGGGGAAUAUUAUUAACGUAACAGUCAGAAGCACCAGGAGUCCAGAGGCUCACAAGAAUGCCUUAUGUCCUCAUCAGCACUCAAAUCCGAUUGGAAACUGGGCCCACAAUUGUGGGCGACGAGCACUCGGAUGAAGAACUUAUGAGAUACCUCGGAGCUGAGAAAACUACUAUGUUAGGAAGUAACUUUUCGGAAUUUCGUGUGAGAGAUCCUCCACGGCUGGUGCUGGACAAACUGGAGGCAAUUGGCUAUAGUGUGAUCAGCAUGACCGGGUUAGGACAGACACUAGUCUGGUGUCUGCACAAAGCUUCGGAUAAAUCUUAGCCAAAUGGAAUCUCUACCAUUAUAUCAGUAUCGCUAGACUGAAUGGAUAUCGAGACAAGAUUAUCGCACAUAUUGCUUAGAGACUUUCAUACAGCAUACAUUCCAUCAGAAAUGUUUCAAAGACUGAGGAUACACUAAUGUCCUCCAAUCCCUACUUUCUCGCAUUUCACCAAUUUUUAUGGAGUGUAGUCUUCAUCCGACAGACAUCCUAAAUGUAUGCACCUUAGUGUUCGAUGUUUCACGGUUUGAUCAGAUUUAAGUAUCACUUAUCAGACACAUACACUUUGCAGUAAAUGCUAGCUAAUGAUCAAGAGCAUUUUUUUCAGAUUAACUUUACUCCCUUCCUAGUACUGGUCACUAAGAACUACAAGCAGACAUGUUUAGUGACUAAACCUUAAAAGUCCUAAUGGCUCGUCACCAUAUUGAUCAAUAUAAAUAACAGCUAAUAGGGGAGCUAGCACCACAAAGGCACUUGAAUAUUCAGUUUGAAAUUGAUAAAUCCUAUGGGAAUGAGACUCCAAUUGUACAUAAUGCUUACUCCCUCUGUUGGAGUGUGAUUUCUGCUUAGUAGCCAACAAUGUCGUAAUAUUAUUGCAACAGGGAGCUUGUGGUUGAUGACCAGUGUUACACUGGGAUAUAGCUUGCCCAAUUUAUCCAGCUAGCUAAAGACACUAAGCAGCUGUGCUGUUCAGCCCAGGGAAGUCCCACAUUCAAUCCCUUGCUGCUUCUAACCAAGAGUAAGGGAAGCAAAGAUUAACUGGAAAACCUACUGUUACCCAUCAUUCAGUGAUCCAUGCUGGGAAUGAGUGUUAAUUUUCAAUGAGUGAAAUUGCUCAUGUCCUCUGCGGUUGAGCAACAACAUAUGUAAGAGUUAUUGUGUUUCAAAGGAAUGAAUUGUUCGGAAGGCACUUACUGAGAAUGAUGAGGUGCCAUUUAAAUGCAAGCUUUAUCUUUUUCUUUGCUGACGUUCACUUCAGUUUCACAAUGGAAUCAUGCCCUUUUGAAUGAGGGUCAACUAAAUUAGAGGAUGAUAAUUUAUAAUCUGUGUUGUCUAUCAUUUUGUUCAUAUACAACUGAUAAUUAGAACUACAAUAAACAUCUGGAGAUCAGCUCACAUUUCGAACUCAACUUCAAUAAAGCUGAUACUUUUAUUCGUUUUA
Molecule: messenger RNA, 1665 nt
Organism: Chiloscyllium plagiosum (whitespotted bambooshark)
Lineage: Eukaryota; Metazoa; Chordata; Chondrichthyes; Orectolobiformes; Hemiscylliidae
Gene: gchfr
Product: GTP cyclohydrolase I feedback regulator
Biological process (GO): negative regulation of biosynthetic process
Cellular component (GO): cytoplasm; nucleus
Molecular function (GO): GTP cyclohydrolase binding
Source: RefSeq, a predicted model, not a curated record